GCAUGAGGGCCUGCCAAUGUGGCUUCAUGUUGGGCAACUUUUCUAUUACCCUUCUCUUACCCCAGGACAACACAAUUUCAACAGCAACAGAAGGGAACUCAAGAACUAUGGCCGAGAUCCUAGGCACGGCCGCCAGCGUGCUAAGCAUCGCAGCCUUCUUCAACAACUGCGUCGACUGCUUCGAGUACAUCCAGCUCGGUCGCCACUUCGGCCGCGAUUACCAAGUGUGCCAGCUGCGGCUCGACAUUGCGAAGACCCGCCUCGCACGAUGGGGCCAGGCCGUGCGCGUCAAUGAGGACGUGAGGUUUUCCGGCACCAGCGGCGGCGGCGACGACGACGACGACAGGCAGGUGCAGCUCGCGCGGUCGAUCCUCGAGGAAAUUGUGCUCCUCCUCGAAUCGGCCGCCAAGACGUCCCGGCGGUAUGAGCUGCGCGCCGACAAGAAGGAUCUCGUGAGGUUUGACGAGAAACAGGAUCUGCAUGGGGCGCACCGCCGCCUGCAUGACAGGCUGCGCGCGCUGACUCGCAAACGGCAGAACCGCGGCCGUGUUGAUGGCAGAGGCAGCGGUGUGGGAUUGGCCAGGAAGGCGGCGUGGGCGCUAUAUGACGGUAAGCAGUUCGAGAAGCUGGUCGAGCAGGUGCUGGGUCUGGUGGACGAGCUGGAGAAGACGUUCCCCGUUGCGGGGGGGGAGUGUCGGAAGCUGGCUGAGAUUGAUGUCGUUGAGUUGGGAGGUGGCGGUGAUGGUGAUGAUGAUGAGCAGGAGUGUUUGGAGGUCUUGAAAGAGGCCGCGAGCAAUACGGAUGAGGUGCUGGUUGAGGCUGUCGUGCAAAGGUUGGAGAUGACGGCGGCGGCGGGACGCGGAAACAGGAACUAUGUCAAGGAGGUCACGGCCGGAGAACAGGCCGAUGUCCAGGUUGGGCAGCAGUAUAGCGAGGCCGUCCUGCUUGCGAAUGCCAGUAUCCUCAUGCCGGAAGGGACUACGAAUGCGGUGGAUGUUGUGGUUGCCAAGGGGCUUGCAAGGGUUCAUGUCGGAAGCAGGUUCGGCGUGCGCUUUUGAUGCGUUUAGUUCUCAUGGAACGUUGGGAAAGUGUUUAGAUGGCCGGUCGGGUAAUUUCAAAAGGUAGCCCGGCGUCAGAGCCGACCUAGUCAUUGCGUGACUCUGGAGUCGU
This is a messenger RNA of Canariomyces notabilis, 1170 nucleotides long. RefSeq lists its product as uncharacterized. The record is from RefSeq and is a predicted model, not a curated record. The annotation marks the transcript as partial. The transcript has a single exon. NCBI's taxonomy places the organism in Eukaryota, Fungi, Ascomycota, Sordariomycetes, Sordariales, Chaetomiaceae.